AUGGCUUCCGACGAUUCCCUGCCGACCCUGAAGGUGCUCCUCAUCGGCCCGUCCAGCGCUGGGAAAUCCGCGUUGUUGAUGAGAUAUUGUGAGGAUGUCUUUGAGCCCGAAUCAGCAACGGCGACCAUCGGGAUAGACUUCAAAAUUAAGAAACUCUCAGUCAGGGGGAAGGCGUACCGCCUGACGCUCUUUGAUACCGCCGGCCAGGAACGCUUCCGCACCCUCUCGACGUCCUACUACCGCGGCGCGCACGGCGUGAUCCUCGUCUACGACGCGUCGUCGCGGACGUCCUUCGCCUCGAUGGACCGCUGGUUCGACGAGGUCGAGCUCAACACGGUGCCCGGGGUGGCGCUGUACCUCGUGGGCGCCAAGGCCGACCGGGCGCGCGCGGUGCCCGCCGCCGAGGGCCGCGCGCUCGCCGAGGCGCACGGCGCCAGCUUCUGCGAGGUCAGCGCCAAGACGGGGGACGGCGUCCGCAGGCCGUUUGUCGACAUCGUCGACGCCAUCGUCAGCAAGCCCGACGUCAUGAGCGCCGCUGACGGCGGGAGGGGGACGGUCAAGGUUGGGGGUGAGGAGGGCGCUGCGUCGGGGUGUGCCUGCUGA
Messenger RNA from Diaporthe batatas, 603 nucleotides. RefSeq lists its product as uncharacterized. The transcript is spliced from 4 exons. The coding region runs from base 1 to 603 and encodes 200 amino acids. The record is from RefSeq and is a predicted model, not a curated record. Lineage: Eukaryota; Fungi; Ascomycota; Sordariomycetes; Diaporthales; Diaporthaceae. Gene Ontology annotation, molecular function: GTP binding; GTPase activity.